This is a messenger RNA of Aureobasidium melanogenum CBS 110374, 6972 nucleotides long. Its product is annotated as beach-domain-containing protein. The record is from RefSeq and is a predicted model, not a curated record. Bases 1 to 6972 code for a protein of 2323 amino acids. NCBI's taxonomy places the organism in Eukaryota, Fungi, Ascomycota, Dothideomycetes, Dothideales, Saccotheciaceae. Gene Ontology annotation, molecular function: protein binding. The transcript has 3 exons.
AUGUCAGACUUCUAUUCGUUAAGCGAGCAUGGGAUGGAGACUGCUCCUGAAAAUAUAGCUGUGCUGCCAAUUGUCGUUCUGACAGUUCUUGAUUGCCUCAUUGAAACAUCGGAGAGCAACAGGAUCGCAAUUCACGAUGCUGGCACACUAUCAGUCCUGUUGCCUCGCUUGGCGGAAACUGGCAUGGAAGUACAUGAGGCUGCACUAUUACGAAAACUCUGCAAGUCGUUGCUAUCACUUGGAACACGUCGGUUGGAGGAGACAGCUCAAAUGUUCAAGUUGGCCUGCGAAGAUGAUUCCGCAAGAGAAAUCUUACUAGAGGCUUUGCAGAAAUCCAAACAACCUCCCGCUAUCAAAUUCGAUUUGUCCAACUCCGGGCAUUGCUCAAUAGAGCUCGCCUCGUUACCACGACCCUUUCCACCUACUGCCGGAUACACGUUCUCAAGUUGGAUCAAGAUUGAUCAAUUCGAUUCAGACUGCCACACCACAAUAUUCGGAGCCUUUGAUGCCAGUCAGACCUGUUUUGUUCUUGUAUAUAUCGAAAAGGACACGCAUCAACUGAUUUUGCAGACAUCAGUCACCGCGAAGAAACCAAGUGUGCGAUUCAAAAGGUUUAGAUUUGGAGCUGGAGAAUGGUAUCAUAUUACCAUAGUGCAUCGCCCGUCAAGGACAAGCGGUUCAAGUCCAGCUAUACUAUAUGUUAACGGGCGAUGCAUUGAAGAGCAACAUUGCCCAUACCCAGAAGCGCCUCCGCUCAUCCCAGAACUCCGUGCUCCUGUCCCUUCGCAAGUCCACAAUACCACACGACGACCAGUCCAGGCUUUCUUCGGCACUCCACAAGAUCUUGCUUCCCAAGCAGGCGAUCGCCUCUUGAAUUUGAAGUGGUCUCUUGCAAGCGCCUAUCUGAUUGAUGCAUCUCUUUCUCCCGAGCUAGUCGCUGUUUACCAGAAGCUUGGCCCUCGGUAUUGUGGAAACUUCCAAGACUGCAUAGGGCCUUUCUUGACAUAUCGCGCUUCCGCCGAACUCAAUCGUUACAACGAAAUGCUGCAUGCGGAUAAGGAUGACAAGUCCGAAAUCGUUCAGGCUACACAAUCUCAGGGCAGCGAGCUUCUCCCAGAAGGCAAACUGUUGAUCAGCAUGUCCGCCUCAUCGAUCGUGAAUAUGAAUGGUUUGCUGGCAAACGGUCUCAACAUCGGGCACAUGUUGAAUGAAAAGGCGUCAGCACAUCUUCAGUCUCUGACGCGCAACGGCAACCCGAUGUUACUCAACGCAGCUCGACCUUCAAUAAAUGAGGCCAUGACAAGGUCUUAUGGAGCAGCUGUAAUUACUGGAAAUCCUAUCUUGACGCUCACUCACGGUCUCGACGACGGUAGUUGGCAGAUUGGUGGCUGCCUGCCAAUUAACAUGAAGAUUAUCCAAAGCGCGUCAACAGCUGAUUCCCUUGUCAUCUCGGUGGAGCUUCUCUUCCAAAGCAUACUGGAUAAUUGGCGAACUAGUGAAGUCAUGGAAAAGGAUAAUGGCUUUGGCAUUCUAGCAGUUUUGCUGAGAGAAAAACUUGGAAUAUACAACAGCGGUCCUGGUGGUCACAGAACUGUCCCAAUCGCAAAGACCAUGCAACAGAGGGAAGAGCUGGCGUUGCGACUUCUCAAAGUCGUACUGGCGUUUGUUGGCUAUAACGUCAAGAGUCCCGAAAACUCAUUGCUGAUCAACCCAAUGGCCUACCGCGUUCUCCUUGUCGAUUUCGACACCUGGCGUACGAUAAGUCCUGAGACCCAGAAGCUUUACUAUCAGCAAAUCGCAGGAUUCGUCUGGAAGAACAACAACCAAACUUUCAACAUGAAACGUUACAAUAAAAUGAGGGUCGUUCGUAGAUUCCUCGACGCUCUCAAAGUUGAUCCAAUCAGCGCUGAAGUUUUGCCCGAGGUCUUGCAUGCUUUGAGAGCCCUCAGUCUGUGUAAAACAGCACAUCUCAAUCACCGAGAUAUUGCUACGUUCAUCACGUACGCGCUACAUGACGACAGAGCCCUGCAGUCAACCAACCCACUACUGAGGACACCUCGGAACAGAUCGACAUCGAUCAAGUUGUCGUCUCCGCGGUUGGCCACACCUGAGACACCCAGUCCUACGUCAACAUCGCCCAGUACGCACAAAUUGAGCCAGUCAAAUCUUGGUAUCAGCAUUGUGGAGACGUAUUCAGAGGUUCUCUGUGGCUUCGAAACCAACACGCACAUCAAACGCUUUGAUCAGCAAGUUCCGACGCGAUGGAUCCUCCAUCUACUAGCAGAGCCUGAUUCUCGCGUUGUGGGUUCUGCGCUUUCAAUCAUAUCAAGAGCCAUCGUAGAGAUACCCAGCUUCAAGUCUAAGUUUACUGAAAAGAAUCAUGGCUUCACAACGCUGCAAGCUAGACUGCGUAGCCACUGGACGUCUCCAAGGGUGUGGAUGGGGUGCUUUGCCAUACUAUUCGGGCGUCCCUUCGUUUCUCGUGAGGAUGCCGACGAACUCACCAUCUUCCACCUCAUGGAAACAUUCAUGCAGCAAGGGGAAUCCGAGAUACGGCAUCCCGAAAUCUUCCCAGCGAUGGCGGGCAUGUUGGAAGCAGGACUUAGGACUGUCGUCAAAGACUCAUUACAUCAAAAGGACAACGAAGAUGCAGUCGAGUUGAACUCUAUUCCGAAGACAAUUAUUCAGUUCCUUACAGACGUGCAUUCUCGAAGCAAGUCGUUCAGAGACUUCGCCGUGGACUCCCACUACGUACAGGAACUACUUUUCGUGCUGUUUCCACUGAUCACAAGUGCCGAUCGACUUAGUGCGUCCGCUGAACUAGCAUCAGAGAGUCCGCUGAACUUCCAAGGUCGCGAAGUGGUUCUGCGACCACACUCCAAUUCGCUGGGCGAGCGACCGGCAGUACUCCGAAGUGGUUCUAGCAGAACCUUGCCUACUCAAGGACGACCGAACCAACUUCAGAUACCUCGUAGAACCUCAUCUUUCGUUUUCGUCAACCCUACCGCGGCGGAGGUUAAACAGUCUACCGUGUCAAUGCGCUUCAACGCGAUAAUGUCUCCCACGACAAGCAAACCAGUCAAGCUCAACGUAGGCAACGCUGUUGUUGAGUCUUUGCUUGAGCUGGUAGUCAUGGUAUACAUUGAGCAGGUCUCUCAACGCAAAGACUUUGCAGGUUUCGGUCUAUUCCUCAAAGUGCCGCCUGGUUUCCAAGAACACCAAGCAUAUUUUGAAUCAUAUGUCCUGCUUCACACUAUGCACCAACUAUGGAAUCAUCUUCAGCUGAAUCAAGAGUUGAUGGUUGAGCCUAGAACUUUGACGAAUCUUGCUCGGUACAGCUUACAUAUGGCCGAGGCUGUGUUUGAGGGCUGGUUUAUUGACGGAGCCCAACCAUUACUUGACUUCACUGGCAAGGCCUUGGAGUAUUUGCAACAGCCAGCUGUAUCAGCGACAAAGGGAGUAAGACUAUGCUCGCAGGCUGUGUCGACACUGCGCUCAGUAUUCCUUCGUGUUACUCUUCUUCGCUUGUCCGAACUUGAUGAAUCCGAAGACGAUGCAGACGCCUUGGACUUCCUCAGGAAGAUGACAUACUGGCAAACUAUCUUGUUCUCACCUCAGAAUCAAGAACUUCCGUUCAUAAGGCUGAUUUGUUAUCUCCUAUACAUCAAGAUGACUUCUCCGUCAUCUCCAGUACGGCGUGCUGCUGCCUCAUUAUGGAGGAUGCUGCUUGUACAGAAGCCGACUGAAGCAGCUACCAUACUGAUACAGAACUCCGACCCAAAUCAGCGACACAUCUCUACCGGUUUGAUCAAACUUGCUGCACAUGAUGAUGACGAGCUUCUGGAGUGGAUUGACCAAAACCGAAAGCCUCUGGACGAGUUCUUCCAUGAAACCAUGUCAAGAUUCUGGGACGAAUUUGUCGGUUCCGAGAACCAGAAGACAGAAGAAUCUGCCAAAAAUCGCCUUGCUAAGCGCAAAGAGAAAUUAAAACAUUGGAAAGCGACCGAGACUGAUCUUGAUAAUGUUGCGCACCGAUUCGAGGUAUCCACUAGACACUGGCGAUCGAAUAUCCAUUCUCAAGAGCGACUGAAGUAUCAAGGCGCACUUCAGGACCAACAGGAAAAUUUGAAUCAUAUACAUACUGUUAUUUCUAGGCUGGAGACUCUGUUGAAGCAGCCCUCAGGUCUGUUCCCUGAAAAAGGUCCGUUCAAAUGGCAGCUCGAUCAGACCGAAUCGCGCAAUAGAAUGCGUAUACGGAUAGUGCCAGACACACGACGUGAUCAAGAGGCAUUCCAGCCCAAGCGCAAGGCCUCUGAGCGCGUGUCUCAAACGGGGCUAAGGAUCGACACACAGUCUCGCCCAAGCUUGUCAGACAACAUCGUCUCGGCAGAGCCUACUCCGACCCCAAGGACUCCUGCUAAUCUCAGUGUACCUCAAUUCGAAGACACUCCAUCCUCGCCAAGGGACGAUUCUAUCUCUGGCUCUGCGCUUCUUGAUGGCGAAUUUGAGAUGGUUGAUGAUCCCAAGGAUGGCGAAGAGGGAUUCGAAGAUAAGAACCGUAAAGUCUUGAAGAGUUUGCAGCGUGGCGAUCGUGUACAGAACAUUUGCAAUGUCUCUCGUGUGGUCGGUCUAGAGGCUUUCGAGGGCCUAUUGAUCAUAGGCAAGAAAUGCUUGUAUCUUCAGGACGAUAUGUUCCAAAGAUCUGAUGGCGAGAUUGUCAGCGUUGCUCAUGCUCCCGAUGAAGAACGCGACCCUUACGUUCAGCUGAUCUCGGGCAAAGAGAUCAAGACCAAACGAAGACAACGCACGGAAAGAGAACCUGCAAGACAUUGGACUUGGCAGGAGCUAUUGCACAUCUCGAAGCGCCGCUUCCUGUUCAGAGAUGUUGCGCUAGAAGUCUUCUUCACAGACGGUCGCAGUUACCUCUUGACAUUCAUGACGCCUGCGGCCCGCAAUGAUGUUUACGCAAAUCUUGCAGGGAAGUCACCACUCGUGUACGGGUCACUAUCGUCCCUGCCUGCCGAGGAUGCUUGGAGACUCGACUCAUUGAGAAAUCCAGAAGAGACGCCUCAAAGCUUUGGCUACAAAUUUGCAAAUGUGUUCAACUCAACAUCGUCCAACGCGGCAACACGACGAUGGACACGCGGCGAGAUAUCGAACUUCCAAUAUCUCAUGCUUGUCAACAACAUGGCCGGCAGAACUUUCAACGAUCUUACUCAAUAUCCAGUGUUCCCCUGGAUUCUCGCAGACUAUACUAGCGAGGAACUCGAUCUGACCGACCCUCGAAGUUUCCGUGAUCUCUCCAAGCCGAUGGGCUGUCAACAUCCUGCACGCGAGUCCGAGUUCCGCGAACGCUAUCGAGCCUUUGCUGAAAUGGGUGAUGAACACUCUCCACCUUUCCACUAUGGCACUCAUUACUCCUCGGCCAUGAUUGUCUCCUCUUACCUGAUACGGCUGCCGCCCUUCGUACAGUCGUACUUAUUGCUUCAAGGUGGUGCCUUUGAUCAUGCAGACCGAUUGUUUGACUCGAUUGAGAAGGCGUGGUUGUCUGCCUCCAAGGAGAACAUGACUGAUGUUCGUGAGUUGACACCUGAAUUCUUCUGCUUACCCGAGUUCUUGCAAAACAUCAAUGGCUACGACUUUGGUCAGAAGCAAGGCAGUGGUCAAACCAUCAAUGAUGUCGUUCUACCACCCUGGGCCAAAGGCGACCCUCACAUAUUCAUUGCAAAGCAUAGAGAAGCUCUUGAGAGCCCAUACGUCAGCCAACACCUCCAAGAGUGGAUUGAUCUUAUCUUUGGAUACAAACAACGCGGCGAGGCAGCACUCGAAGCCACGAACGUCUUCCACCAUCUUUCGUACCAAGGUGCAAAGGAUUUGGAUACCAUGCAAGACGAAGUCGAGAAGCUCGCAACUAUUGGCAUCAUUCACAACUUCGGACAAACUCCUCACCAAGUCUUCCAGCGUGUGCACCCCAGGAGAGAGGAAGAGAAGCACAGAGUUGAGAGACUCGACACCAUCGCUGAAUCAUUGAUCAAGCUACCAUUUCCCCUACUUGAGAGCCAUGAAAGAGUCAUGGCAUUGACAUACUCGCCUACCCAAGAGCGUUUGUUAUGCUCUCCCCCUUGCAAGCUAAAUGUGCCACCAGCCUGCAAGAGCUACCUGCAAUGGGGCUUUGCUGACAACAGUCUUCGCUUCUUCACUGCCGACAACAGGAGAAUGCUCGGCUUGUAUGAAAACCUGCAUAUUGGACAAAUCAGCACCGCUCUUUUUGCAGACUCCAAGACUUUGAUAACGGGCGGAGCAGACAGCACAAUUGGCGUGUGGACCAUUGGUUUCACUUCCGAGUCUGCAGACAUCCAGUCAAGGACUUAUCUGUUCGGCCAUCGCACGCCUGUCAGUGUUCUUGCAGCUUCACGCGCUUUCAGCACUUUGGUAUCUGCUUCGGUUGAUGGUCAAGUAUUCCUCUGGGACCUCAAUCGCUUCGACUGCGUGCGUGUCCUCCAGGAAGCUAAUAACGGCAGCCACACGAUUCAGUGUGCCAAAGUCAACAAUCUGACCGGGCACAUCGCCUUAUGCAGUGGCGCAUAUGUCCGAAUCCUCACCUUGAACGGCCACCUUCUCGUCGAACAAAAAGUCUGCGAUGCAGAAGAUGACGAAAUCACCUGCUGUGCUUUCUACGAAGGCGCUGCAAACGAGUGGGUAGAGCGUGUAUUGCUGUUUACCGGCCACAAACGUGGUAUCGUGAAUGUAUGGUCAUUAGUCACCCUCCGCGAUGGAGCAUGGCACCUCCAACUCAUCAAGCGAUUGAUGCAUGUCGAGCCCACGCGCGGCGAGCCAAACAUCCAGGUACCGACUAUUACUUGUGUGCUUCCCAUGUCACAAGCUGUAUAUACUGGUGAUGAAGACGGCAAAGUUUAUGAGUGGAAUUGUGUGCAGAGACAGGGAGCGGGGCCGUUUGCUGGUUGGAGAUGA